GAGAUCAACUGAUUUUGUCCCGAUUAAGGAGUAAAUUUCUUUCAUUAUGGUUCCAGUCUGCAGUGAGAGACAGGACACAUCAUGAAGUCCCUGCUGCUCCUCAUCUUCACUCUUCAUCUUACUUCAGCAGACACUCAUUCUCUGCAGUUCUUCUUCACUGGAGUCACACCAGGAAUCAGCUUCCCAGAGUUAACCGCUGUCAGUCAGGUGGAUGGACUUCACGUCGGGUGUUAUGACAGUACCAGCAGGAAAGUGAUCCUAAAGGUAGACUGGAUAAAGAACGGCAAGGAUGAAGCGUUCUGGAACCUGCUUACACAGACAGCACGUCUUAUUCAGGAGAACAUCAAGCUCACUAUAGCUGUAUUAAGACAGCACUUCAAUCAGACUGAAGGGAUUCACACAAUGCAGGUGAUGUUCAGCUGUGUGCUCCAUGAUGAUGGUUCCAAGAGGGGAAACAUGCAGAUGGGUUAUGAUGGAGAAGACUACAUCAGCCUGGACCUGAAGACUCUCACCUGGACUGCAGCCAAUGCUAUAGCUGUCAUUACCAAAGAGAACCUGGAGAAGACAGGCGAAUCUGGACACUGGAAGGACUUUCUGGAGAACACGUGUAUUGAGUGGUUACAGAUGGCUAUGGAAUUGGGCAGAGCCGCUCUGGAGAGGAAAGUCUCUCCUGAGGUGUCUCUGUUCCAGAAGGACUCUUCUUCUCCAGUGGUGUGUCAUGCUACAGGUUUCUUCCCCAAAGCAGUGAUGAUCUCCUGGCAGAAGAAUGGAGAGGAUCUGCAUGAGGACGUGGAGCUCAGAGAGACGCUACCCAACCAGGAUGGAACCUUCCAGAAGAGGAGCGUUCUGACUGUCUCACCUGAGGAGCUGAACAGACACAACUACACCUGCAUCAUUCAGCACAGCAGCCUGGAGAAGGAGAUGGUGUUACUGGUGUCUGAUCUCAGGGUUUCAGGUGGAGUCUGGAUGGGUAUCAUCAUUGGUGCAGUAGUGACUGUCCUCAUCAUCAUCUGUGUUUUUGUGUGGAUGAAGAAGAAGAAGAAGAAGCAUCAGUCUGGAGCAGUGGGCCAAAGCGGGAGGCAGACUGAUUUGGGUGGCGGAGUCCCUUUUUCACCUUCCCUGUAGUAUAGAGCACUUUGUGUGGCGUUGAGGAGCAGUGGGCCAAAGCGGGAGGCAGACUGAUUUGGGUGGCGGAGUCCCUUUUUCACCUUCCCUGUAGUAUAGAGCACUUUGUGUGGCGUUGAGGUGUGUAGUGUGAUCACCUGUGGUGUGUAGUGUAGGUGCUCCCCCCCCCCCUCUACUCUCAUACUUUCUUCUGCUGUGGUGAGCCCCUUAGCCCUGUUCCGUUUGCCACCAGAAAUUUAUGAAAUUGUAUAUGGAUCCAUAGGAUAUUAAAUUUAAUUGUAUUUGUGUCUUUUUAUUGUGCCAGGGUCCAGUAGGGGGCUUGUGUCCUGACCUGUCUUGGGAGGGAGAUUUUAAAUAAUCUUUAAUAAACUUUGAAAGAACAUUGGCAUUACGUCUCUGUCCAAGUGUGUCGAACCAGCGUGUCCUUCUGCCUUGGGCUUAUGUCCCAGGUAUAUUUCCUAGGGGUGAAAUUCCCCUAGGUGGCGUAGUCGUGCUACUUAAUUUACCCCUCCGCUCUGCCACACAUAGUUUCAGUUAUUAUUUAUUCUUACCAAUAUACUGUAUUCAACUUGCGGAAAUUACAAUACAUAAAAUACUGUAGUUUCAUAGGCAAAAAACCUGGUGAAAUCAUGUUUUUUUUUAAUUGAAAAUAAAUGAACAUAUGUACAAAACACUUUUUAUGCAUACAUUUAUUUAUUAUAUAUAUUAAGAUUACGAUUCACCACAUUUUACAUAUUAGGAAAAAUACCAUGUAAAAUGUGGCCUGUGCAAAAGUUUUGGCACAUUUUAUAUUUCACAUUUAUUUUUUUUUCCAACAUGUUAAACUUAGCCAAUGAAUAAAAAUGUGCACUGAAAUUUAGAGACAAAUGCCAUGUUUAAGUGUUCUCUGUGGAUGUUUCAACUGAUUCUUACUUAGUCAAUAACACCUGUAUAUGUAACAUACUUUUGACUGUGUGUUGAAGUGAAUAAAGAAACUGAAUGUGAAA
Messenger RNA from Pygocentrus nattereri (red-bellied piranha), 2111 nucleotides. Its product is annotated as BOLA class I histocompatibility antigen, alpha chain BL3-7-like. Gene Ontology annotation, cellular component: external side of plasma membrane. NCBI's taxonomy places the organism in Eukaryota, Metazoa, Chordata, Actinopteri, Characiformes, Serrasalmidae. Gene Ontology annotation, biological process: immune response. The transcript is spliced from 7 exons. The coding region runs from base 82 to 1125 and encodes 347 amino acids. The record is from RefSeq and is a predicted model, not a curated record.